Messenger RNA from Plectropomus leopardus (leopard coralgrouper), 4637 nucleotides. Its product is annotated as sorting nexin-18-like. The record is from RefSeq and is a predicted model, not a curated record. Gene Ontology annotation, molecular function: protein binding; phosphatidylinositol binding. Gene Ontology annotation, cellular component: plasma membrane; cytoplasmic vesicle. Gene Ontology annotation, biological process: plasma membrane tubulation; endosomal transport; protein transport. NCBI's taxonomy places the organism in Eukaryota, Metazoa, Chordata, Actinopteri, Perciformes, Serranidae.
ACUGGUGCCUUUAACUUACAAGCAUCUCGGGGAGAGGAGGAAAAAAGGACUUUCCCUGGCUCUUAUCUGCAAGAAUAAAACAGCACCACGGCUGUAGCAAGUUUGUUAAAUAGAAAGUGUGACCGGCAUCUUUCUCCGGAGUCAAUAUACCAUGUAAAGGCAGGUUUUCUGUGUAUUUUCCGACUUGGAUUAAGUUGUGCAUGGAAACAAAUGAUAUCUGAGAGGAGCGGAGAGAGGAGGUGGGUGUCGGGUACAAGCCUGUGUGUUUCUCUGCUUGUCCUUUUAUGCAUGGAUUUCGGAUACAAGUUUGAUUUUGACAAAAGUGGAAGUAAAUAGUCCCGAUUGUUGCUGCUGCGUGAUCUAAAUCUUAUUCAAGUUCUAAGAGAUUUUUGAAGUUUUAAUGCUGGAAUAAAAGAAAAGUCUUUACAGCAACAAAAAAAGGAUUCCGAGCACAAAAAAGACAAAAAAUAUUUUAAAUUAUGGCGUUAAAGGCCAGGGUGUUGUACGACUUCCACUCUGAAAACCCAGGGGAGAUCUCCAUAACAGAGAAUGAGCUGGUGACCCUGUUCACUGAGGAGGAGCUGGAGGGCUGGCUGGAGGGAGAGAACAGCAGGGGGGAGGCUGGCCUCUUCCCUGCCUCCUAUGUAGAGAUCAUCAGGGACCACAUCACUUCCAACACCAACAACAACGGCCUCUCCUCGCCCAAAACCAAAGCCCUGACUCCCACCCACACCUCCUACACCUCCUCAGACUCCCACUCUCAUAGAGGACUUGGGGCUGGCAGUGGAGGAAGUGCAGGAGGCAGCUUCCACACCAGUCAGGGCAGUGAUGACGACUGGGAUGAUGACUGGGAUGACGCCUCUCCUGCAACAGAUGCGCCUCGGGGUCUUGGUACCUCACCUCCAUUGUACCCAGUGACCACCUCCUUGCCCGGGCGGCGUGAGAGCACCCAGCAGCAUCAGCAUCAGGCCAAGAGCUCGGCCACGGUUGGGAGGAACCUCAAUAGGUUCUCCACCUUUGUCAAGUCCGGAGGGGAGGCCUUCCUGCUUGGGGAGGCAUCUGCUUUUGUGAAGGAUGGGGACAGGAUCUGCGUGGUGAUGGGGAAGCAUGGACCGGAGUGGCAGGAGGACCCGUACCCGUUCACGUGCACCAUUGACGACCCAACCAAGCAGACCAAGUUCAAGGGCAUGAAGAGCUACAUGUCCUACGGCCUGACCCCGACGCACACCAACGUGCAAGUCAACCGCAGGUAUAAGCACUUUGACUGGCUCUAUGCUCGCCUCGUGGAGCGAUUCCCCGUCAUUUCCGUGCCUCACCUGCCAGAGAAGCAGGCCACCGGCCGCUUUGAGGAGGACUUCAUCUCCAAGCGGAGGAAGGGACUGAUCUGGUGGAUGAACCACAUGACCAGCCACCCUGUGCUGGCUCACUGCGACGUUUUCCAGCAUUUCCUAACGUGUGGGGCGGAUGAAAAGGCCUGGAAGCAGGGCAAGAGGAAGGCCGAGAGGGACGAGCUGGUCGGGGCCAAUUUCUUCCUCACUAUAAGCACGCCUGAUGUCCCACUGGACCUCCAGGAAGUCGAGAGCAAGAUUGAAGGCUUCAAGACCUUCACCAAGAGGAUGGACGAGAACAUCGUUGUUGUUAACGCCACCAUCAACGAAUUCGCUCGCAAGCAGAUGGCCGGGUUUAAGAAGGAGUACCAGAAAGUUGGACAGGCCUUCACGCUCCUGGGCCAGGCGUUUGAGAUGGACCAGCAAGUCUACGCAGCAGGCCUGAACAAAGCCAUCGCCUACACUGGCGAAGCUUACGAGGCAGUGGGGGAGUAUUUUGCUGAUCAGCCGGCCCAAGACCUGGCUCCCAUUUCUGACCUGCUGGACCUCUACAGAGGACACCUGGCCAAUUUUCCUGACAUCAUCCAUGUGCAAAAAGGUGCACUGACCAAGGUGAAAGACUGUCCAAAGCAGGAAGGUGAGCUCCACGACCGCUGCAACAUCAUUUCCUGCGCCACGCUGGCAGAGAUCCAGCACUUCCACCGCACACGUGUAAGAGAUUUCCGUGCGCAGAUGCAGCACCACCUCCGCCAGCAGAUUAGCUUCUUCCAGAAGAUCACCGCCAAGCUGGAGGACGCUCUGCAGAGAUAUGACGACGACCAGUAGGAAGAGAGGGAGAAAACAGAGAAGCUGGACUACAGAGGCCUUGAGGAAACAGGGAACCUUAAAGAGGGUUGCAGACGGGGAUGAUUGAUGAGUUCUUCCGCCAGUUAUGGAGAACAACAUCCUCCUGAAGAGAGAAAACUUUUUGAUGCAGUGAAUUCUUGGCCUGCUGCAAGCAUUGAAAGAAAUACACCACUCUUUUAGAAAAUAUAGGCCACUGACUGGACUGUGGAACGACAACUUUUUGGAUUAUUUGGACGGCUUUGAUGAAUGUACCAGUAACAGGGGUUUUGCUGACGUUCCAGGCACAUCUUGCAAGUCAGCGGGACUGCGACAGAUAUUAAAAACAGCUGCUCUCACUGUGACGGGGCUCGAUUCCCGGUUUCAGGGUCACGUGAUCUUUCCAUGCCUUCGCUGCCUCACCACUUCAUAGAAACCCUCUGCCCUAGACAUAAAAUUCCCCAAAAUCACUCAAACUGGAUGUUUUAAUGAUUGAAAGACUUCAUGGAUUUAAUGAUUUUUCUCUGUAUGUGUCUGUUUUUACUUGAAUGACCUGUUCAGUAUUGUUUUAAAGGAAAGUGACAAUGUGGAAGUGAUAGUUUGUGAAAAUGGAGAGAGACUUUGUUGAAUUAGUUCAGUAGUUAAAUUUCAUUACAGUUUGAAAUUUGACUUACAUCUCUUACAAGACAGAUGCGUUCACAUAUGUACUGCAUUAUAAUUUGAAGCUCUGUGUUGUUCUGCAUUUUACUUAAAACAAUAAUUAAUUUCCAACUAAUUUUAUUGUUGACAGAUGUUUUUGACAGGCUUGUUUUGAGGAGCAACUCCACAGUUCAGUUUCUCUGGGUUGCUGCAGGCUUUGGGCUAUCAACACACAAAGAAGUCCACAUCUGUCUUUCUGCUUUCCCUCAAUCAGUGGAGGUCAAAAGUCAGCCUCAGGGUACAGAUACUUCAAUACGAUGGAUGCCUCCUGAACUUCCAGUUUUUAAGUCACCAUGUAUAGGCUUUUUAUGUGAUAAUAGCAUAUUUACAAUUCUUCUGAAGGCAUAGUUUUGUUUUGGGCUUUUUUAGUUUAAAAACGUUUUAAGACAAUCUUGGUGAAAAUCUUGCCUAUGUAUUUCUUACAUGACAAUCUGAUUUAAGGGCACCAAAAACUGAAACAUUUCAGAUUCUGCAUUGUGAUUUGAAGGAUGAUUUAGACAGAGACCUUUGAUAAACCGAGACAGCCCAUUUUAGAUUAAUUUCCUGUAUCUGUGUCAUAUAGGUUUCGCCACUGCCCCGCCCCUUAAGGACACUUGCAGCGGUCCUAAAUCUAUUCAUUCCAAUGGGAAAAGUGAACGAGAGUUCAGAUUAUGACCUUUCUCUUAGUGCCAUAGUCACUGAAGUUAAUUUUUGACCCAUUUUUUGCAAGCCCUAAACCUCUUAAACAUUCUAACACUGAAAUGGCUUUUUUAUUUCAGACAGACAAAUCAAGAUAAAACUAACUUUGUUCAAGACAUGGUUCUGUUUUUGCAGCAUACUCUCACAAAAUUUAGCAACAACUGACGUCGGUUGAUAUCAGAAAUUAAGCUAGCAGAUAAAAACGAGCAGCAAAAUGAGGAACAAACUGAUGUUAUCACAGUGAGUAGUCUAUGAGACGAAGAGAAAAUUCUGGGUGGUGCCAGCUGGAGAAACACUGCUGCACAUAUUCAGUGGGCUGCAUACUGCAGAAAUAAAUUAGGAAUCUAGAGAACUUGUUUUGCUGUAUGCAACAGGCGAGCAACUCUAAAGGAAUAAAUAGGCAUCAUCUUUGGUCUGGUGUCUAGGUAUUAUUAAAAUGUAUGAUGCAAACCUAUUACUCCAAAAUAUUCUUGUUAAACCAAUAAAGUGCCCCAGGGAUGACAUUUCUCUGUAGGCUAACCCAGAAGCUAACAUCGCCCUGGUUCCCUUGUCAAAAAGCCUGUGGGAUUUUUUCAUUGGUUUUGGGUUAUUGCAGAAAAUAAAGUCUGUAGUAACAUUUAGGAUACUCACAGACUUUGUUCAGCAAGAUAAUUUUCAUAAAUGAAAACCUCUUUCAGGAUUUUUGAAGCGUAAAUGCAAUCACCAGAAGUUAAAAGCUAAUGCUAAACUUAAAUAAACUGCCCUAAGGUCGUGUCGCUGCCACUACUAGGCUGUAAAGAAAAGUUUUUUUUACACCAAGGGGAAGGUUUUUUGAUUUGGUUAACAUACAUUUAUGAACUGACCAGCAGAUCAUUGAGAUGAUGAAUUGAAUGAAUUACAAUGCUUUGCAGUAUCUAGUCCUGUGAAUUUCUGGUAAAUGUUGUAAUGACGUGUGUGACUUAACAUUCCUCUGCUGCAAUUUUACUUUAAGGUUUAUAAUAGGAUACAACACCAGCCAGACUGUUAACGGUGUUCAUCACAAACACGUCAUUCACCACGAUUAAACUCUUUAACACUUUUGAUGUAACACAUCAGAACAGCAUUUCAAUAAAUAAAUUAAAGUAGAAUACA